Messenger RNA from Brassica rapa (field mustard), 2404 nucleotides. RefSeq names its product zinc finger protein WIP5-like. NCBI's taxonomy places the organism in Eukaryota, Viridiplantae, Streptophyta, Magnoliopsida, Brassicales, Brassicaceae. Gene Ontology annotation, cellular component: nucleus. Gene Ontology annotation, biological process: anatomical structure development; regulation of gene expression. The record is from RefSeq and is a predicted model, not a curated record. Gene Ontology annotation, molecular function: DNA-binding transcription factor activity.
GGUGUCUUUCUUCUUCUUUGUCUUCUCUCCUCGAAGUCAUGUCUAAUCCAGCUUGUUCUAAUCUCUUCAACAAUGGAUUUGACAAUACAAACUUCAACUAUUCCACUUCUCUCUCUUACAUUUACAACUCUCAAAAUAGCUUCUAUCACCCUGAUACCACAAACCCUAAUUACAUGUCUCCUACUACCACUACCUCCACUUUCCCUAACUCACCACCGCUCAGAGAAGCUCUUCCCCUUCUUAGCUUAAGUCCCAUAAGGCACCAAGAACAACAUGGUCAACCCUGUUUCUUGAACACAGAUAACACUACCUCUUCAAACUUUCAUGAUGUAACCGUGGAUCUUCAUCUAGGGUUACCAAACUACGGGGAUGGUGGGAGCUAUAUUGCUCCUGAGGCAACCACCGAGGAGCAAGAUCAAGAUCAUGACCAAGAAGUGGAGGUCACAGUCGAGUCCCACCUUCAUGAUGAUGAUGAUCAUCAUGAAGAUUUAUACAGAGGUCAUCACUAUUGGAUCCCUACUCCUGCUCAGAUUUUGAUUGGUCCUACACAGUUUUCUUGUCCUCUUUGCUUCAAGACAUUCAACAGAUACAACAACAUGCAGAUGCACAUGUGGGGACACGGUUCACAAUACAGAAAGGGACCAGAGUCACUUAGAGGAACACAACCAACAGGAAUGCUAAGACUACCAUGUUUCUGCUGUGCGCCAGGCUGCAAGAACAACAUUGACCACCCACGAGCCAAGCCUCUCAAGGACUUUCGAACCCUCCAAACACAUUACAAACGCAAACACGGAUCUAGACCUUUUGCUUGUCGCAGGUGUGGCAAAGCCUUUGCAGUGAAAGGAGAUUGGAGAACGCAUGAGAAGAAUUGCGGUAAACUUUGGUAUUGCUCAUGUGGCUCGGAUUUUAAACACAAGAGGUCUCUUAAGGACCACGUCAAGGCUUUUGGGAAUGGUCAUGCUCCUUGUGGGAUUGAUAGCUUUGGGGGAGAUCAUGAGGACUACUACGAGGCUGCUUCUGAUAUCGAGCAACAAGAUGAUUGCAACAACAAUGAGUGUUAAUGUUAUUUCGUGUGUUCUGUUUUGUUCCCUCAUGCAUUAAAUUUUUAUGCAUGUGUCGUUUCGUUUUGGCCAUGUUAUAUGUAACAUUAUGCGCAUUUGUCCCACCUAACCUUGGUAUGUUGUGUUGCUUUUUUACUAAUUUUUCUUAAAAUUAUUUUAAUUCUGGGCCAAAGUCUAAUUUAUGACACCCACGAAAUCUAAGAUUGAGUCCAUGAUGCAAAUAGAUAUUUGGAAAUAUUUAAAUAUUUUAUCAAUUAUUUUAAAUCUAGAUAAUAAUAUUUUAGGGUUUUAGAGAUUUAUGGUUCUUAUAUAUAGCCAUUUAUAGUAUUCAGUUUAAGAUUUGACUAAUAAAAUUUAGAGUUUUCUCUUUAUUUCUUAUUUUCAGUAGAUCUAUAGAGAUCUCGACAAAUUUAAGAAAACAUUGAUCUUAUGCAUUUGAAGACUAAAUAAAAUCAUUGGGUUAUCGUGUUCUAUCUUUGAACUUAUGUAAUAUUUUAUAUUUUGUGAAUUUGACUAAUUUUUCGUGAGAAUUCUUCUCCCUUAGUUGUAAUAAAUUUGAUUAAUUUUUUAUGUUAUUGUGUUUUGCUAUUGAAGUUGUAUGUCAAGUAAUUUUGGCAAGAUAAUAUUGUGGAAAAAUGAACAUAUUUACCAAAAUUUUUUAUUAAUAUCUCUUCAAAUUUACAAAAAAAAGUCACAACUAAAGGAGUACACAUGCAAAACACAAAACAUACCACAAACAAAACUAUUAUAGAACAUUCAUCUACAAAGACAAGUUUAAAUUCCAUUUGAUAUGGAAGAAGACUCCGUCAGAAGACUUCCUAAAAGACUACUUUAAAGUCUUCUGAAAGAAGUCUAACUGGAAGUCUUCUAGCGCAUUAUAUUUUAGAAGAUUUCCAAGAAGACUUUCCAUAAGUCUUCCAAAAGUCUAAUCCAGAUCUGAAAAACAUGUAUAUCAAACUCAAAUCUGAAAAACCUGCAUAUCAUAUCAAAAAACGUUCAAAUGGCUUAAAAAUAGAGAAAACGAGUGGAAAAUUAGAUAGAUAUAUUUUUAUUGAACACACAAAGUACAUAUCCAAGUGGAAGAUGAGAACCAUCUGAUUAAAAACCUAUAACAAAAAGAUAGAUUAGUGAGAAAAACAUGAGCCAAAAAUGAAAAAUUCAUAUAAAGUUUAGUGUUUUCAAGUCAAAGAGAUUAGAAUGGGUUUGGAGUGUUUUAGUUUGGGAAAAAGGUAUGAACUUUAUGCAACAGGAGGUUACCAAAUGAAUAAAAAUCAGACAUAAAAACUUACUAAAACGCUCAGAUCUAUUAUGAAAGGGAGACAAGGGAGAAGACUCCGUCAGAA